GUAUAUUUAUAUAAGUGAGCAGCGGUAUUUUUCAAAGCUGCGGUCACACUGCAUACACGGCUUAUUUUGUUGCUCGGGCGAAAAAGUUUGAUUAAUUUUAGUUUUUACACACAAAACCUCUACAAUGGGCACCAAAAGACCCAACAACAGCGUGGCUUUGGCCCAGGAGUCAAAGCGGAGCAAAAGCGACCUGGUGGCCUACACAAAUCGGGAUAAAGCGCUCCUGGAAUCGGGCGUCAGGCGUACCUCGAACCUGCAGGCGCCCAUAAUGCAGCUGGAAGGACACGAAGGGGAGAUUUUCACAGCGGAAUUCCAUCCUGAGGGAGAGUUGCUGCUUUCCUCCGGGUACGACAGGCAGAUAUACAUCUGGCAGGUGUACGAUGACUGCGAGAACGUGAUGGCCAUGUCGGGGCACAGUGGCGCCGUGAUGGAGGCCCACUUUACGCAGGAUGGCUCGCACAUCUUUACCUGCUCAACGGACAAAACCCUGUGUCUGUGGGACAUAGUCACGGGGCAGCGGCAGCGGCGGUUCAAGGGUCAUGGUAACUUUGUGAACAGCGUGCAGGGAUCGCGACGGGGUCAGCAGCUUCUCUGCUCGGGGAGCGACGACCGCACCAUUAAGAUCUGGGAUGCCAGGAAGAAGCACGCCGCACACUCCUUGGAAUCACCGUUCCAAGUGACCGCGGUUUGCUUUGGCGACACCGGCGAACAAGUGAUCAGCGGCGGGAUCGACAACGAAGUGAAGAUCUGGGAUAUUCGAAAACAGGCUGUCUUGCAUCACCUGCGAGGGCAUUCUGACACGAUUACCGGCAUGUCGCUGUCCCCCGAGGGAGACUUUGUGCUGACAAAUGCCAUGGACAACACCUUGAGGGUCUGGGACGUGAGACCCUAUGCGCCGGGCGAAAGAUGUGUGAAGGUCUUCCAGGGCCAUCAGCACAACUUUGAGAAGAAUCUGCUGCGUUGUGCUUGGUCGCCGGGUAGCGACAAAAUAUCCUCGGGCUCCGCCGACCGACAUGUCUACAUUUGGGACGUUAAUACGAGGCGAAUCCUCUACAAACUGCCCGGACACAAUGGCAGUGUCAAUGCCGUGGACUUUAGCCCCAAGGAGCCGCUCAUUCUCUCUGGAUCCAGUGAUAAGACCUUGUAUCUGGGAGAGAUUGAUGAAUGACCGGUGUUUAAUCCAAAGAGCGAGAGGAUUGCUGCUCUCGGGGACACUUCUUUAAGUCGCAGGUAACUUUUUAUUGAGAUCGGAU
Drosophila takahashii is the source of this 1253-nucleotide messenger RNA. Its product is annotated as U5 small nuclear ribonucleoprotein 40 kDa protein. The record is from RefSeq and is a predicted model, not a curated record. NCBI's taxonomy places the organism in Eukaryota, Metazoa, Arthropoda, Insecta, Diptera, Drosophilidae. Gene Ontology annotation, molecular function: RNA binding; protein binding. Gene Ontology annotation, cellular component: catalytic step 2 spliceosome.